AUCCAAAAGUCAAGUCAGUAACCUUCUGUCAUCUGUGUAUUAAUUUUUAGAAUUUUUGUCGAAAUCGCAAAAAUUCAUAAGAGUUUCAGUGUUAAUCGUUGUAUUUAAUUGUACCUGUCUAUUAUGUCAUUAUAUUUAUAGUCGAAAUUAUUUAAGAUAUAUAUAUAUAUAUAUAUCGAAACAGUACCAAACUCUUCCAAUCUGAAGUUAAAACAUUUGUUAUUGUGCUCUCUCAAGACUCGAGACCGUCGGCCUUACCGUGUACUAAAAAGGCUACGCGCUGUAGUGACCAUGAGUGGGUCGUGGGAGGAUUUCUUUGCGACGCACCUGCCUCCCACUGACUUUGAGGAUAACCGCUCCUUGCUCAAGGAGUUCUGUGAACGGCACGACCGACAGGGACACAGGAUUGUAUUGGUCACUUCUGGCGGCACCACAGUACCGCUCGAACAUAACACGGUACGAUUCGUGGAUAACUUCAGUGCGGGAAAGCGCGGUUCGGCUUCGGCAGAAUAUUUUCUGGAGCAAGGCUACGCGGUCAUCUUUAUGCAUCGGCUGAAGUCGUUGGAGCCCUUCACGAGACACUUCAACGGCCAGAAGUUACUCGACAUGCUCGAGAUGCAAGAUGAAUCCAAUAAUACUACUAUCAGAGUGAAACAGGACAGCGUGUUCGCCUUGGCCCCGGUGCUGUCACGGUAUCAGGCCGCGCACGCGGCCGGGGCCAUUCUGCACGUGGCCUUCACCACGGUGUCCGAGUACUUCUGGCUGCUGAGGGCCGCCUGCGAGGUGCUGGCUAAGUCCGGCCCCAGGGCCCUGCUGUAUCUGGCCGCCGCCGUCUCGGACUUCUACAUCCCCAAGGAUAGCAUCCCCACCCACAAGAUGCAGUCGGAGAGCGGACCUCCGGUGAUCCAGCUGCAUCUGGUGCCGAAGCUGCUGGCGCCCCUCGUCAACCUCUGGGUGCCCGACGCCUACGUGGUCUCCUUCAAGCUGGAGACCGAGGAGAAUCUGCUCAUUCCUAAAUCGAGGGCGGCUCUGGAGAAGUAUAAGCAUAAGAUGGUGAUCGCUAACAUGCUGCAGAACCGGCACCAGCGAGUGUUGGUCGUGACCAGGGAGGCCAACCAGGAGAUCCUGCUGUCGAGGGAAGAGCUCCUGGCGGGCGCAGACAUCGAGGCGGGGAUAGUCGGCGUCAUAGUGAGCCACCACUCGGAGCACUUGGCGCACUCCGAGGCCCGCUGAGGGUCGCUUCUCCCUCGCAAGAGGCUCUACCUCGUCGACUAGCCGAUUGGACUUCAAAUGGUUCGAUUCCCGGUUUCGGAAGUAAUUUCUGUCAAAUCGGGCGGCUUUCCACCACUCCUGUCGACGUCUUCUAAUAUUCCUUGCGCCUUCGGAACUCAACCCGAUUCAAAGAUUUAUCUGCCUUCGGAUUCCACUGACUGAGGCCAUGUUAUAUUUAAGAUAAGUGUACCCUGGAAAAUAAUAAUUAGACGUAAAAUUCCGAAUAAUAAUGUCAUAGAUUCAGGGUUAUCUGGUUGUUGCCAUCGCUCGCAAUAGUUUAGACAUACCUAUUCAUCAUACAUUUCCAAACUUCAGACGGAUUUUUACUUAUUUUUUAGAUUAUAUAUUGCAUAAUUAAAUCAAUAUUUUCAUCGUAAAAAUCCUAAAUAGGAAUUGCCAUGAGAAAGUGACGUCAAAAUUAAAAUGUAUAAUCAUACAAUAUAGUUGCUAGAAUCGAAUUUCGCCAAAAUCAUUAAAAUAAGACAUCCCUAUUUUAGAUAACUUCUUUAUUACGCAAUUGAAAAUUCACCCUGACCAUUAUUACUAAACUCCUACAUAUCUUAGUGUUUUAUCGAUAUCACGAGACCGAGAAUAAUAUAUAUAUAUACAUAUAUAUAUAUAUAUAUAAUUUGACCUAUGUAGGUCUGUUUCAAUUCACGUCUAUCCACGUGUAGUGUGAUAUUUGUGGUUAUAAUUGUUAUAAAGAUUCUCUCGACCUCUUGUGAUCGAUUGGCAGAAAUGAAGCUAUAGGUUCGAGCGGAACGACUCGAACUUGUUCACUCGCCUGAACCACUUGGGUGCUACUUAAAAGAAUAGUCCCGCUUCGUCUCUGCCGUAGCGCAGUGAGCGGAAAGAAAGUAUUUCAGACAAGAGUAACAAUUCCAAUAUUAUUCUCCGGAUCGUAUAUUCUAGCAUAAAUUGACGACAAUUGUGUAUAAACAAUUGGCUGUUUAUACGAUGUGUUUAAAUUAAACAUAAUCUCUUGUGCCCUAUAGUUGUAAUGUAUAGAUUUUACAAUAUGUUUGUUACGUGUUUAUGAAUAAAAUGUUCUUAAAAAAAUUAAUAUUAACGUCUGGGUGCCUGUGUGCUUUCGUAAACGUUUAUCUCGAUAAUUCCAGUCAGAUCUCUUUACUGUGUUUUUAAAUUAAAAUAAUGUAUUAUGAUAUUUUAAAUUAAUAACAUAUCAGUGCACUAAACGCAUCAAAUAAAUAAUAACUCGAUAGACUUCUUCGUGAAGAGAAAUCUUUUUUUUUCUCUAACUUUGUGGUUAACCUAAACUGUAGUGCAUCCCUCCCGAUAUUAAAAUGACGUGUGAUUUAAGUUAUGUAAAUGUUAUAAUAUAUUGAUUAGUUUUAUAAAUGUAUUUAUUGGAUUUUGAAGGGUAUUUAUAGAUGUUUGUAAUUCUUGUUAAGAAUAAUGUAUGUUCUGAUUAUUAGACAUAGUACAAAUAUAAUCUGUUUGGAA
Molecule: messenger RNA, 2736 nt
Organism: Pieris napi
Lineage: Eukaryota; Metazoa; Arthropoda; Insecta; Lepidoptera; Pieridae
Gene: Ppcs
Product: phosphopantothenate--cysteine ligase
Exons: 7
Coding region: 292-1233 (313 amino acids)
Biological process (GO): coenzyme A biosynthetic process
Cellular component (GO): cytoplasm; nucleus
Molecular function (GO): phosphopantothenate--cysteine ligase activity
Source: RefSeq, a predicted model, not a curated record